Harpegnathos saltator (Jerdon's jumping ant) is the source of this 4974-nucleotide messenger RNA. RefSeq lists its product as uncharacterized. The coding region runs from base 664 to 2160 and encodes 498 amino acids. NCBI's taxonomy places the organism in Eukaryota, Metazoa, Arthropoda, Insecta, Hymenoptera, Formicidae. The transcript has 4 exons. The record is from RefSeq and is a predicted model, not a curated record.
CUUUCGCGGGUACGGAUCGCGUUCCCUCGCGCGGUCCCCCUUCCUGCACGAUAAUCAGGAUAAAUCCUUGGACACAACGUGAGAAAAGUCAGCGAACGAGAGAGCCAGAGCCGGGACUCAUCACGGAUCAGCGGACGUUUUUGAAAUUACCGCCAGAGGUUGUUACGGCAGUGAAGUUCUCAUUGUGGAGGGAAGCGAUCGACCUAGAAGACAUCGGCAUGUUACGAUCUCACCGAGCAAACAUCACGACGCCAAUGGAAGUGGUACGCGUGCAUACUCAUAAAAGAAGCUAUAACAAGGCAAUAGAUAAACAGAUAGGUAGAUAAGCAGGUAGACGCUAAAUAAAUAUCACACGAUUGGCCUGACUUUUUUUCGAGAAAUUAGCGCACACUAUCGGGACUGAGAAAGAAACAGAUGAGACUCGGUGGAGAAGAGAGGACCAGGAGACUAAUGAAAAUUAGCACAGCCGAUUCCCAGCCGGAGGAAAAGAAUAAAUUAGACGUGAAGUAAAAAAACACGAGACAAAAGAAACACGAUUUGGAAAAGACCGUAGACAAAAAUAUCCGACCAUAAUUCCCUGAAACUUUCUUUAAUUAUUUCCUCGAGAUACCUAACGAUGGCAGAAUCCGAAAGCCUAACGAGAGUCCCGCUAGAAAUCCCGUGAUGCCCUCUGAAUGCUCGCUUACAGACGACGUGACAAAAAUCGAGGUGGUGCUCGAGGAAGCACCGGAUGCUGUCAUCGGCGGCUCCAUGUCAUCGGAAUUGGUGCCCACCAGCGAACUCAAUUCCACCUUUCCCGAUGGGGUUGCAGGAACAGGUGCGGUGGUGGUUCGCGCCGAGGAGGCCUUGAUCGUCAUGCUCGUGUUGGUGCUGUGGGUGGCCGCCAUCGCUUUGUUCUUUAACCGGUGGGGCAAGAUCCGCAUGCUCGAGCCGUACCAGCCGAAAUUUCAGCAGCAACACCGGCAGCAGAGCUGCAGCCUGGUCGAUCCGAAUCCGCUCCAGAUCGUACGGGCCGACCGGCAGGAUUUGUCGUCAGAGCGGAUCUCUUGUUCGCAGCACCGGAGCUACUCGAAAUUCAACAUCCACUGCCUGGAGCACCAAACGCUGCACCAGACGAGCCCUGGUUCGGCGGCAUUCGGCGGCCCGAUCGCGCGGCUGAGGCAGAACAGCGUGUUCGUCGGCUCGAGCGCGUCGCUGCUACCGCUCGGCCGGGAGACGCCGCGGCGCGCCAAGAGCGCGUUCGACCUGCAGUCGUUGGUGUUGAUGGAGGGCGUCGUCGCGCGAUCCGGUAACAACCGCGGUAACGACAACGACGACGACGACGACGACGACGACGACGACGAUAACGACGGCGACAUCGUCUGUAAUAACGAUGACGACGACGGGGAAGAGCGCGACGGCGACACCCUGAGGACCCUGCGCUCCAUCGGCGAGACGUUGUCGCAGCAGCAACCGUCGCGGCUACCGAUGCUGCAGCAACGCGAACGCCGGCCGAGCGUCUACCAGUUUGACCGGAUGGACGUGUUGGCCAGGCCGACGCUGCAACGCGAACGCGGCAUGAGCAUCUGCCACUUUGACCGAACGGAUGUAUUGGCGCGGCCGACGUUGCUGCAGCAACGUGACCGCGGCAUGAGCAUCUGCCAGUUCGACCGGACGGACGUGUUGGCGCGGCCGAUGUUGCUGCAGCAACGUGAUCGCGGCAUGAGCAUCUGCCAGUUCGACCGGACGGACGUGCUGGCGAGACCGAUGUCGUUGCAGCAACGUGACCGCGGCAACAGCGUCUGCCACUUCGACCGGAUGGACGUGUUGGCGAGGCCCACGCUUUUGCCGUCCGGGAAAUCGCUGCUGCGCGAGAGACGAGUCAGCGUGUGCAACUUCUUGGAGCGGAACCACGACGAGACCGCUGGGGGCAGCAGGGGGCUACAGCGCGACCGGCGGCUGAGCGUCAGCAACGUCGACAAGAUGGAGAUCUCGGACAGGUCCUCGUUGUCGUCCAGGGACUUCCGCGGCAGCGUCAGCAACGUGGUGGAUCGGCAGGACAGCCAAGGACCGAGACUCGCCCGCGACAGGAAUAACGGCUCGUCCACCUACCACUUCGACCGUCCGUCCUGCAGCAAAACGCCUGACGUCGUGCUAGGCUACAAGGCGACGUGCGUGUAAUCGCGCGGGAAAGCAAGUCUGACGGCUCCGCUCCUGCGUUUACCGUCAGUGAAAUCCGCGGCGCUGACGAGCGCCGCGCGCGUUCCGACCAGAUUCUUGUCGCCGGUAUCCCCGUCGGCCUUAAACCGGUUCACACAAGCCGAAGCGCGGCUAUGUGAUGGAUGGACCCGCGUCUGUCUGGGAGCUCAAAGGCGUCCCUUCUGCUUUCCUCCAUUUCCUCCGCCGACGCGAUAUGUUUUGUGCGCGCGCGAAAUUAAGCGCGCCGGCUAAUUUCCUUAAAGCGCGUGCUCCAUCAUGGACUUGUACGCAUCGACUUGAUUGCAGAAGACGAGAUCUCGAGGGAAGCUGUACUCUCCCCUGCCGCUGUCCGUGGGCACUUGAUCUUCGUCUAGAUCGUGCUUGUCUAGUCACUUAGCUACAAUAAGAGUCAAGCAGACAGAGAGAGAUCGAAUGCCUGCGUUAAUAGGACAGCUUUGUUUGAGCAGCUUCCUGCGGAGCGCUCGGAGUAUUUCUACCGCGUAGACAUUUCUCAGCAUUUUUCCAGGUACGACGCAGAUUAGAAUUUUCAAUUCUUUUUUCAAAAUCGGUUAUCGCGUUGCGAGAUACUAACCGAUACCAUUUUUUUCUGAACAUGACUUUUCUGCCUCAAAAUGAAAAAUAUAGAAACUUGUCUUUUUUCAGCUUAACUUCGGGUUUAAAUUUCGAUAUAUUUUCAUGAUGUCGAAUAGAAGAUGAAAUAUUUCCACCGGCAAUAUUUUAUUCAAAAUCAACAAUAAAAAUAAAAAAAAAGGAUAACAUUCUAAUGCAAAACGGAGAAAAAAAGAGAUUGGAAAAACUUGGAGUUUCCCGCUGAAAAUCACAUACGGAGAAAAUUCUUUUGAAAAAUAUCAAUACAUAUAUUAAUUCUCCGGAAUUACCAUACUAACUUGUCGAGUUAAAAUAUCCUCAAAUUAUUUGCGUUUGAAGUUGUCUUAACGUGGUACAAGUUGCCAUAUCAACAAGCAAAGUUACGCGAGCGAACCAUCAAUUAAUUGUCGUAAUUAGUUACGCGGUAUAGCACAGCACGGUAUAAAAAUGUCCUUCGUUUUGAGAUAUAUUUCGUUUGGGAACGUUUUGGGAAGCACUUCUAACCUGAAUCUACACAAGUUUCGGAAAAUUAGGUCAGAUUCCGAUUAAGAAUCCUAGGAAAUUUUCAAGAUGGAAUGUACACGAGUCUAUGCGGGCCGCACGGAGAUCGGUCGGCAAGACCGAUGCUGAGAUAUUCAACGAAAACGGCGAACCGCUCACUUCCGCCGGGAUUUGCUUGCAUACUUUCGACAGAAGGGAUAUUGUUUCCUUGUUCGUUCCCUCUUUCCAUUUUUAUUUUUUUCUCUCCCAUUUCGCUGUCCGCGUUUCGUUUAGCCACAAAAUAAACGUAGUAGCGAAACUACCGCGCGUCGAUUCGAACAACUCUGCCGUCUCAUGAAUGAUACAUGACGGACGUUUCGAUCAAAUCACCGGGGAACCUGCCGUUCGUUACUCGACAAUUCGUUAACGGUGUAUUCGAGAGUUUUAAGCUGAACGGCGAGGGAACCGCGGGGGAAAAUGGAGGAGACGCGCGCGCGCGGCGCGAAUGCAGUCGUACGCCGAUUUCCACGGUGAACGAGCGGAGCGGAGAUGACGAUCGCGCGAAAUUGUAAACCGGGUUGUCUCUCGCGUACUUCUUUCUUUUUCUCAACUCUCUUGAAGCGCCUCCCGACGGCCCGAGAUCCCUAAUUACUGUCUUCGAAAAUCGCGGACUCACGAGCGAGCGCGCUCGGUAUGAUGACAUCGGUUCUACCGGGGAGAGAAACCAAAAGCUUUAAAGAACCGAUCGACCAAUUGAUUCCCUCUCUUCGUCCCGUUCUCUUUCCCUCACUUUUUCUCCAUCUUUACACUCGUAGAUGUAAUUAUAAGUGGAGGUCUUCACUCCGUGUCUCUCUCUUUCUCCCUUUGUCUUUCUUACACUAUUACUCCUUUUCGUCCUCGCGAGACGCAAGCUGUCGUAGGAGCGAGCCGUAGAAAUUAGUCUAUUCUUCGGAGACGAGGUCCCGUGUAGCACCUCCUCCGACUCGUAGACGUACGCACGGGCUCUCGCGAAUUGUCUGCACGCGCGAAAAAGCGCGCGCAAGCCGGCGGGGCGCUUGCGCGCGCUUCGUCGUCGGCGCGGCCGAGAUCGCUCGAUCCCGCAGAACUCGUGAAAUCGCUAUCGAGCAUCCGAGCGGACAUCCACGCACGACGAAAGAACGACACAUGCUCAGGGAUUAUUUCAAAGGAGAAACCAGAGGAGAUAACGAAAAAGAAACAAACGUCUUCACUCCUCCUCUCCCCGCACAUCGGAAACAAUCAGCCUCCGCGCUUGUUGCGGAGCUAUCGGGACGCGCGUCCGCUUUUCCGCACAUAAUCGAAUGCCGUUCGCCAGGCCCCGUUAUUUUGGCGAACGUUCAAUUGGCUUGAUUUCUCGAUUAAUCGCGCGCAUCGACCGAUUUGCAUUAAUUAAUACACGUGCUCAUUUGCAGCCGCGCGGCGAGCGCCGCAUCGCGAACGGCGAAAGACUGCAUCGUCACGUACACCAAACUUCAUAAAUGCACUCCUGUUCCCUGAAUGAAGAAGAUAUUCAAUUGUCAAAAGGAACGAUCAUUCAGUAUACUUCUUUUUUUCUUCUUUUUUUCUCAGGUAAUGUUAAUCUUCAGUAAAAAAAUAUUUGCUUGAUAACAAUUUUGAGCUGUACUCACCAAAUCAAAUUUUAGAAACAUUCGUCAUCAUGUACUCGAAGGAAGACUUUAUUUUUUUUUU